Molecule: messenger RNA, 559 nt
Organism: Helicoverpa zea (corn earworm)
Lineage: Eukaryota; Metazoa; Arthropoda; Insecta; Lepidoptera; Noctuidae
Exons: 3
Coding region: 17-274 (85 amino acids)
Source: RefSeq, a predicted model, not a curated record
GGUCGUGACCAUCAUCAUGUCUUUACGGGUAUCUUUCUUUGUGUGUGCUGUGUUGGCAUUGUUCGCGUUGUCAGCGGCAAAGCCUGAUGAUGGAGAGACUGUGACUGUACCUGCUCCUGGACUUACAUACGGAGGCAUCCCAUACGGUAGCGUGAGCGGCAACGUCGCGGAGUUCUUCAGCAGACAAGCGCCAUCUGGCGGCCGCUCCGUGUACCUCAACGGUCCUCGCGGUAACAGCGUCGACUACGCGCCUAUUGAGCAGUUUCUACGAUAGAUGGCGCUGUUUAUAGUUUUAGAUUUAGUGCCAAAAUAUUGGAAGUUUUUUUGUAAGGAUGUAGUGCAUAUCCUAGGGUUUUUAUAGUCGAAAUUAACAUUUAAAAUGUUAGAUUACAUAAUGGGCGUAUUGUAAUAAUAUGCCCAUUUUGUAAUAAGAUUAAGAAAUAAGAUGCCAUAUAUCUUAAAUUGAUACCUCGUAAGUAAAGAGAUGUGAAGAUUAAAUUGAAUGCAUGUAAGCAGUGUACUUAGUUAAUAAGUAAAUGCCAUUAAUUUAUUUUUCUAA